AUCCAAAAAAAUAUACCUGAGAGUUUGUAGUCGUUUGAAAAUUCAUUAAAAUUUUUAUAUUUUUUAUCUUAUCGGAUGUUCUAAAUUUUGCGUGGAAAAAAUUAAAAUUCAAUUGUUUAUUAAAAAUGAGAUUUUUAGCUCAACUUCGACACGCAUACAAGCUCACAAAUAUAACAUAUCCCUACAAAAAUUCCCUAGCCUUGGGUUUUCGUGAAAAUAAAAGGACUCACGACCGUUAUUUUACAUCGCAGGCCACAGGUGAAGAAGUUGAUGGUGAUGAGCGUUUUCAGGAAGCCUUUGCCAUAAUGUCUCUUCUAAGGGAUAAUAGUCGACUUGUUGAAGAACUAUUAAGCGAAAAUAUAAACUGUCCUAAAACUAAAAAUGGCAAACAAUAUUUAAAAAAUCUAACUUAUAUCCAAGAUGAGAUCAGCAGUGGGGUCACAAAUAAAACCCAAGGCAAUGAAACUCCUUAUUCUGAAAACAAUCUAGAUUUGGACAUGGAAAUGACGAAUUUGAAGAAAACCUUGUUUAACCCCAAAAGUUUAAAACAUGCAAUUGUUUCAAGUGAAGCAGAUUUUUCCUUACCUUACAAUUCUAUAACUAUGCCAUUGCACUUGAGUACUCUAAUAAAUCCAACUAAUCUCAAAGUUCCAGAAUUCAAUGAAUACUUGACGUCUUUGGCAUCGAAUCUUUGUAGUGCAUCAUUAGAAAAUGGAUUUUCAAAUGGAAGCAGCUUUAAAAAAUAUUACUGCACACAAAAUACUGCUGAUACAAGUUCGAUCCAGAAGAUGUCACUGAGUGGCAAGAAUAAAAAUACAUUCAAAAAAGGAGCUGCUUCAUCUAACGAGAUAGUUAAGGAUUUGCUAAAGAAUUAUGACGAAUUCCAAAAUGGGGUAAAGACAUUCGCUACGAGUUCAACAGUGAAAGGAAAUUCUGGAAAAACAAAUAAACGAGGAAACUCUCCUGUGACAAAAGGCUAUUCAAAUAGUCUUGGUCUGCUUGAUCCACAACUUUAUAAAAAGUCCUUAAAAGAAGCUGAAAUGAAACGGAAGGAACUUGCCAAAGCUUCCGCUUCCUGCAAGGAAAAGUUAACUCAAAGAUCUUGUCAACCAAAAAAAAAAACUACACAAAUACCGUCUUUGAAACAUGAUUCCAAGAAAGAAGAGCCUAAAUUUAAUUCAUGUGGAAAUCUAGAUUCAAAAUGUGACAGUCAAAAGAGUCAAUCUAAAGCAUUAGUUUCCAAUACGAAAUGUAAGGAAAACACUAAAAAUACUGAACAAAAAGAUCCUUGCGAAGCGCUUCCAAAAAUGACUUCCAAACGUGAAUCAAUGUCAAAACGUAGUUCUACAUUGAAAUCAAAUUGUGACAUCAAGACAGUCAAGGGCGGAACAGAAGAAAAUUCGCCGAAGAAAAAAACUCAAGCCAAAAAUUGUUCGAAGUCUGAAAUUGAAUUGAAGACUGAGAAAAAUGAAAAAUUAGCAGAAACAAACAAAAACAAAGGAACGAAAUGCCAGAAAUCUUUAAAAUGCAGCUCAACUUCUGAGUCCAAAGUUGAAGAUUCGCGUAAAAUUCCCACAACUAAGAAACUGAAGUCAUGUGGAUCACCCUCUGGAACAGAUGACCCAUGUAAGGUACCUUCUAUAACUUUCAAAGGGAUUUCGGAAAAACCAACUGAAGCUUCAAAAUGUUCUUCAUCACCACCAAUUAAGCCUAAAUGUGAAGCCAGCAAAGAUGAAAAGCCAUCACCUUGUGCGUCAAGCACCUCGGCUUUAAAAUGUCCACCUAAAUUUGAAAAUGAUUCUUGUAAAAUGCAACGUGAACCCACAACUCCAAAAUGUAACACGCAAAAUUCGUGCGUAUCAAAACAAAAUAAACCUACUGAUGAAGACAAUUCUGAUAAACCUUGUAAGAGAGUUGGUAUGUCUGCGAAGAAAACAUGUGACUCUGAACCAAAAGAUCCAUGUAAAAUGCCUUCUGACACAAAGGAAAAACCUAAAUGUGGACAAGGGCCCAAAAGUGAUACUCGCCCUAAGUGUAAAAAAGACUCGAAAUGUGGAUCAAAUAAGCCUAAAGAAAAACCUGAGUCAAAAUGUGGAUCAAAUAAGCCUAAAGAAAAUCCUGAUUCAAAAUGUGGAUCAAAGAAGCCUAAAGAAAAACCUGAGUCAAAAUGUGGAAAGCCUUCACCACGUGAAGCUCAGGAACAACAAAAGUCAAAAUGUGGAUCAAAAAAGCCUAAGGAACAACCUGAGUCAAAAUGUGGAUCAGAGAAGCCUAAAGAAAAACCUGAGUCAAAAUGUGGAAAGCCUUCACCACGUGAACCUCAGGAACAACAUGAGUCAAAAUGUGGAUCUAAGAAGCCUAAGGAACAACCUGAGUCAAAAUGUGGAUCAGAGAAGCCUAAAGAAAAACCUGAGUCAAAAUGUGGAAAGCCUUCACCACGUGAACCUCAGGAACAACAUGAGUCAAAAUGUGGAUCAAAGAAGCCUAAGGAACAACCUGAGUCAAAAUGUGGAACUAAACUAGAUCCAAAACCCUCAAAAUGUGGGUCGAAAGCUUGUGAGGCAUCUUCGAAAACUUCAAGUGCUGAAACCAACUCCAAAUCAACAUGCACUUCAAAAUUAAAAAAAACAGCUCCAUCGUCAAAACCACAAAAAAGAAAACUUCACAGUCUUUCAAAUUUUUCGGUGGCAAAUUUAAUUUUCAGCAGAAAUCACUCGAAUCAAUGCCCUAAGAAACCGGAAGGUGGCUACCAGCUUGAGUCCCAGCAAUCUGACGCGUCCCGCCGGGAGAUUUGUAAGAACUUUUCUUCGAGAGACACAAAAUCCAGGAAAAAACGAACGAGUACUGUUAAAGAUUGCUACCCAGACGAAACUAUGGAAUUCUGUCCUGACACAGCUUGCUACAAGAUCUAUGCAGAGAAGUCUAGAACACUCGAUCAGAAGAGUUCCAAAAGGAAGCGCAGAGCAAAUAAAAUCGAAACGUAUAAAGCACUUUGUACAAAUGGAGCAUCUUUUGGCCAUCAGAAGCACCAUCUUUCAUCAAAUGCAAUAAAAAACGAAGAAGCCUUGAUUCAAAAACCUCACAGCGUCUGUACUCAGAAGCUCAUUUUACCAGAAGUCUAUGAUAAUGAGGCCUUGAUCUGCGUGGACUCUGUUGCUUUAUCCGAUACCGAUAUAUAUAUGUUCGAAACAGGUGGAAAACACACACCAGGGCUUACACUUGGCAACGAAGCAACUGGAAUUGUUUCCGAGGUCGGAAGAAGCAUAUGUAAUCUCAAGCCAGGUGAUCACGUUGUUCUUGAGUCCGGAAUUCCCUGUUUCGAAUGUGAUCUCUGCAAAUUAGGGCGUUAUAAUCUUUGCAGUAACAUCAACUUCCAGGGAUUCCUUAAGAAUCAAUGCAUCCAUCCUGCAUCGUUCUGUCAUAAAAUUUGUCCACGAAUUCCUCUCGAGCAUGCGGCUUUAAUUCCUCAACUGGCCUUAGGUUGUAAUGCCAGUUACCAAGCUUUUAUAAAACCAAAAUCCAACGUUGCCAUUAUCGGCUCUUGUGCAAAAACUGUGUGUACAGCCAUGUGCGCGAUUUCGAUGGGUGCAGAGAAUGUGUGUGUGGUUUGCGGAAUGCCUCAGUCUCAAAUCCUUAUAGAACAAUUUGUCACUAAAAAAGUUGCUUGUUACGAUCACACUACAUCGGAGAAAGGAAUUGUUAGAGCGAUUUUGGCUUCUUUGGGUACAUUUCCAGAUAUUGUGAUCAAUUGUUCUGCAAGUACAAAAACCAUGAAUGCGUCUAUAAUGGCCUUAAAGUCAGCUGGAGUGUGUAUUAUAGCUGGAUUCGUAUCCGAAUGUGUUUCUUACAAUAUUAUGGAUGCUUUUAUGAAGGAAAUCAGAAUAAUUCCAAGUUUUAGGUCAAAAAAUAUGUUUCCCAGUGCUAUACAUCUUUUGGAAUCAGGUCGUGCACCUCUUGAUUGUUUAAUUGCUAAUAGAGAUAUUUGCAAAUGGAACGAAUUGGAAGGGGCUUUUAAGUUGGCCUUGUCCGAGGGAAACAAUGGACCCCGAAAAUCUUUAGUUAAAUGUCAGUUAAAUGAAUAAGGGAAUACAUGUUCAUAAACUUAAAUCAUUGAUUAAUUAUAUUACAAAGUGCUUAAGA
This is a messenger RNA of Eupeodes corollae, 4140 nucleotides long. RefSeq lists its product as uncharacterized. The coding region runs from base 126 to 4082 and encodes 1318 amino acids. Gene Ontology annotation, biological process: D-sorbitol catabolic process. The transcript is spliced from 8 exons. NCBI's taxonomy places the organism in Eukaryota, Metazoa, Arthropoda, Insecta, Diptera, Syrphidae. The record is from RefSeq and is a predicted model, not a curated record. Gene Ontology annotation, molecular function: L-iditol 2-dehydrogenase (NAD+) activity.